Thelazia callipaeda (thelaziosis nematode) is the source of this 2403-nucleotide messenger RNA. NCBI's taxonomy places the organism in Eukaryota, Metazoa, Nematoda, Chromadorea, Rhabditida, Thelaziidae. The record is from the annotation of a GenBank genome assembly.
AUGGUAACUAGUGCAGAUUUACGUUGUUUGGGUUCAGCAGAAUUUGCUGUAGUCACUGUAAUUGCAAAUGUUGAAAGCAGCAAUGUAAGUGCUUUGCCAGCAACGAACAUGUUAGGAGAGUUUUCAAAGUUGUUGUCGUUGAAUCAUCCUCAUCUAUGUAGAUAUGUGGAUUUUGUUCGUUCAACUACGCUGGAAAACGCUGGGUUUGUCGUUUCAGAGUAUUACCCUCGUUCGGUUGUUGAUGAAUUAAAAGAAUGUAAAAAGUUUAACUCUCUUCGAAUCCUUUUUCUGUUACAACCAGUCUUAUCAGCUUUUGCUUACUUACAUUCUCGACAUGUUGUUGUUGGCAACUUCAAUUUAAACUCCAUUCUUUUACCAUCCGAGAAAGCUGUGCGCAUAGCCCAUUAUGGCCUACAUGGUAUUUUUGGCUGUGGAAAGAGUACAGGGCAUCACAUUUGUUCUCCAUGGCAUCUUCCGCCAGAAUGUUUUUUGGAAACUGAAGUCAAGAAUGGUGUCAUUUCUCGAGCAGGAGAUAUCUGGUCAUUAGGAAUUGCUGUGCUUGAACUUUCAAUUGGUUGUGUUUUAUCAGAAAUAUGGUCUGCAGAUCAGUUUUAUCUUGUGCUAAAAUCUCUAAUUAAAGAAAAAAAGCGUGGUUCGAUUUUUCAUUUGCUGUUAAAAGAAAUUCAGCGCAAAAAACCUUUUCUUCACAUCGUCACAGAUAACAUAAUCAUAAUAAUACUUGAAAAUGCCUUAUCUAUUCUUCCAUCGCAUCGGCCAACAUCAAAACAAUUACUCUCUAUAAUACUAGAUGAUGAUGGUUGCGAGUGGGACGUUUGUAAAGAUCAUUUCUUGUUUGAUGACUGUACACAGAAAAGUAAUGACAUUACUCUGCAUGAAAGCAUUGAAAGCAUGAAAGAAAAGAUUGGGAAGCAGAUAAAUAUGGUGCAUAAUUUGCCGAUAAAUGAAGCUUUUUUUUUAUGGCAGCUGUGUGGAAGCAGCGUUGAAACUAUUCUUAUCAAUCAUAGUAUCGUAAAAGCUAAUUCAUUCAUACUUACUUUACCAUAUUUAGUUGAUGGAGAUUGUUGCUUGUAUGGUAAUUCUUCUUUGAGAAACUAUGGAAUCACAUCUGACAUGUUUAUCCUUCCUUCAACUAAUUUCCGUGAUAGAAUGAGUUCGCUUGAAAAAAAAGUAUUCCUCACAUCUUUUGAAAAAGAGGACCAAGAAAAUGAAGUUCAUGAUCAUACUUUUCCGGCUCGACGAAUGCUCAUUCUCCGUCGUUUAUUGUUGAGUUAUCCAUUCAAAAAGUCUCUGAUAUUUGGUGAAUGUCAUCAUGACAUACCCCCCUUAUAUAGGGCAAAUGUAUGGAGUGCGCUGCUGAGUAUUAAUGGAGAUCUUGAAAAACGUUUCUUAUCUGUUGAUACAUUUUCUCCUCACGCUUCUGAUCGCCAAUUACUGGUCGAUAUUCCUCGUUGCCAUCAGUAUGAUGACUUAAUGGCUUCAACUGCUGCACAUCGCAAGCUAAAACGCUUGUUGAAAGCUUGGCUUUUGCUGCACAAAAAUUACGUGUAUUGGCAAGGUUUAGACUCCUUAACUGCUCCAUUUCUCGUACUCAAUUUUUCUCGUCUAGAAUAUUUGGCGGUUUUUUAUCACCUUUUGGCAUUUAUGGAUGCGCCAUUGUAUGUGCACCUGUCCAGAAUGGAUUUUCGUCCUGAGUUGUUUGCUAUCCCAUGGUUUCUUACUUGUUUUGCUCACAUAUUGCCUCUUCAUAAACUGUUUCAUGUUUGGGAUGCUUUAUUGUUGUCCGAUUCGUCUUUUCCACUAUUCGUUGGAAUAUCCAUCAUGGAACAGUUGCGAACUAGACUCAUUACUUCCCAUUUUAAUGACGCAAUUUUGCUUUUUUCUGAUCUUCCAGAUAUAAAUAUGGAACGUUUGGUGCAAAACUCAUUGAAUUACUACCAUGAUGUGCCAUCAUCAUGCACCUUCAGACAGCAUGCAUCGAAACAUGUUCGAGAAGAAUACAUUAUGAAACAUUAUAGCUUAACUGAAUUGUCUACAUUUUGUUGCCCUCGGAUAUCAGCCGUUGAUGUAAGACGUCUUACUCAACAUUCAUCAUUGUUAGUUAUUGAUGUUCGUCCGCAGUAUGAGUAUUCUCGAGGUGCUAUUGUAGGGAGUGUGAAUUUACCUGCGUAUAGUGAAGAUGAUACACUGGAUAUUAUUAAGACAGCAUUAUUGAACGCGCAGUCUGUUGGUCAUGUUAUUGUGAUUGUUGAUAAUGAGCAUUUGCAGAGAGCAAAGAAGAUAUCGAGUUUGUGCGUGCUUGAAGGUUACAAUCGCGUGUGUAUUUUGGAUGGUGGCGUUCAAAAGGUACGCUCUAUGCAUGAUAUUUUUCAUAUUCCUAACUGA